CCUUUCCUCCUGCCAACGACAACAAGGCGGCCCAAAAUUCUCCUACCACCCAAAUCAAAAAACGCCCCAAGCCCUAGCACAAUACCCGCCACCGCCGACAACCACCACCACUAGAGCGUCGGUAUAACGGCCAUCCCAACUACCGGGGCCUACAAUCCUCGUCUACAUCAACCUCCACCUUUGCUGGCGUAGACCUCAGGAAAUUCCCAGAAACACCAUUAUCGCUCGACCCAACUGUCGCCAAUCCGGGAUUCACGAUCACUAUCUCGGUUCAGUGAAUUGUUCUCUCUUAGCUCUAAAGAUACUUCAACCAUUAAUUAUUCCAGAUGAAAAUAGCAGUUGAGGGUUGUAUGCACGGAGAUUUGGACAAUGUAUAUGCAACUCUUUUACAUCUGCAAGAAGUCGAGAAUAUGAAGAUUGAUCUUCUCAUUUGUUGUGGGGACUUUCAACUUGGGUAGAGAGGCUGGGCAUGUCAAAAGGAAGAUAGGUGUACAAAGAUUCAAAUUUCAUGUUAUUGCAUGGAGUUUUCAAAUGCAGUUAGGAAUGAGAAGGAUUUGGAAAGUUUAAAUGUUCCACCUAAAUACCGAAGCAUGAACUCUUUUUGGAAGUAUUACUCAGGAGAGAAAGUUGCACCAAUUCCAACUAUAUUUAUUGGUGGAAAUCAUGAAGCAUCCAAUUAUCUUUGGGAAUUAUACUAUGGCGGAUGGGUUGCACCUCAGAUCUACUUCCUUGGGUUUGCAGGAGUGGUCAAGUUUGGAAAUGUUCGUAUUGGUGGACUUUCUGGGAUUUACAAAAGACACCACUAUUAUUCAGGACACUAUGAAAAGCUCCCUUACAAUGAACAAGAAAUCAGAUCUAUAUAUCAUGUUCGUGAAUAUGAUGUUCAUAAGCUUAUGCAAGUUGAGGAACCAAUUGAUAUCUUUCUUUCCCAUGAUUGGCCUGUUGGCAUCACUGACUAUGGGAAUUUGAAGAACCUUCUUCAUCAAAAACCUUUCUUUGAAGAAGAGAUACUGGAAGGAACACUGGGAAGCCAGCCCGCUGCAGAAUUGCUGGGAAAGUUGAGACCUUCUUAUUGGUUUUCUGCACAUCUACACUGCAAAUUUUCUGCUCUAGUUCAACACAGGGAAGGUGGCCCUUCUACAAAGUUCCUUGCCCUCGAUAAAUGUCUUCCUGGACGAAAGUUCUUGCAGAUUGUCGACAUUGACUCACAACCAGGGCCUUAUGAGCUUCUCUAUGAUGAAGAAUGGCUUUCAAUCACAAGGAAGUUCAACUCUGUGUUUCCUCUGACUAGGAAACGUGCUAAUUUUAGUGAUGCCAAGCUUGACAUACACGGGUGUCGUCAAUUUGUGAAGAAUAAGCUCCAAACAAGAGGUUGCAAACCUUUCGAAUUUGUGCAUACCGUGCCGUACCACAAUCCUUCUCAGUUUAAUGCCAAUUAUUUUCCUUAUGGACAUUGUCGGAACCCUCAGACAGAAGCUUUAUUGAAGUUUCUAGACCUUCAAUAUCUUCUUGAUAAUACGGCUGAAUUAGACGAGCUAUCUCGAAGUCCAGGAUCAUUUUUCUCUACAGGCUCCCUUGAUAAUGACAGUGAAGAUAUUCCAAUUGAUGAUGUGGAUGAUGUUGAACUCAACGAAGCAGAUGAUGCAGAAACGUAAGAAGAAUGUGUAGAAGCUUGGAUCUUGAUUGGUCUUGUCCCUUCAUGAGAUGAAUAUAAACCAGAACGGUAAAGAUUUAGGCAUAAUGACGUUGAGAAACUUGGCACUUUCUGCUGUUAUCUCGUCAUUACUGAUAAUCGAGGCUGAUUAUUUGAGUUUCUCACUGCUUUUCUUGGAUGUACAGUGUCUUUUUAGUGUGAAUCUAGAAAAAUGGUAGGGCUUACUUAUUCAAGAACUAGAAGUGUUUAUUUUUAGGAGAAAUUUCUUUAAAUAUGUUUGUCCAUGAGCUAAAAUGAAAUGCUAAAUGUUCGAAAAUUCCAUCAAGUAGCCAGAAAUAACAAUAACUAUAUAGUAUUCAAAUAAAUGAUGAAAUAUCUUGCUCC
Messenger RNA from Olea europaea var. sylvestris, 2038 nucleotides. Its product is annotated as lariat debranching enzyme. Gene Ontology annotation, molecular function: RNA lariat debranching enzyme activity. The record is from RefSeq and is a predicted model, not a curated record. The coding region runs from base 519 to 1655 and encodes 378 amino acids. NCBI's taxonomy places the organism in Eukaryota, Viridiplantae, Streptophyta, Magnoliopsida, Lamiales, Oleaceae. The transcript is spliced from 10 exons. Gene Ontology annotation, cellular component: nucleus. Gene Ontology annotation, biological process: mRNA splicing, via spliceosome.